This is a messenger RNA of Annulohypoxylon maeteangense, 336 nucleotides long. RefSeq lists its product as uncharacterized. The transcript has 4 exons. The coding region runs from base 1 to 336 and encodes 111 amino acids. Lineage: Eukaryota; Fungi; Ascomycota; Sordariomycetes; Xylariales; Hypoxylaceae. The record is from RefSeq and is a predicted model, not a curated record.
AUGGCAGGCUGUGUCGGUGGCUUCUCCAAUUUCAUGGCGAGAUUGCUCGCACUCGUCGAGGUCAAGUCCAAGCCGUCUACACCAUCCGAGAAGGCGCCGCUGCAGAUUUCGGCGCCUUUCAACUUCAAGCAUGAGACCGUUUCCUUACCGGGUGUCUCGGAAGAUGAGAUCGCCUUUCUGAAGGAGCAAGCGGCGGCAGCCCGCCUUGGCGUAGCCGAUCCCUCGGCCAUCGGAAAUCCGCGCAAGGCUCCUGCUCCGCCGACGCUACGACCUGUCACUCCUAUCCUGAAGGUGACACCAAGCACUCCCAUCUCCCCUGCGGACAACCUUAUCUAG